UAUGAGGUCCUCCGAUUCACGCGUCAAAACAAUGCGACACGAGACCAAUAGCUACCGGAAGUGCUGAGAAGGACCUGAUAUGGUGUAACACCAAGCGCUAAUCGAGCGCCGAAUAGUCGAUAAGGACCUUGACCACUUCAUAGCGCCAUCAUGGUGUUACGGAGGCUCCUAUACGCGUUAAUAAACAACGCUCAGCUGGUGGAGAGGCUAGCCGAAUCGCGGCCCAUCCGGCGCGCGGCGCAGCUCACCGCCUUCGCCAUCACGCGCGCGCAGAUCGCCGGGAAGGACGCCGCGCGCCAGAUCCGCGCAGGAGAGCUGGGUCAGAAAGGCGCGAGACUCCGGGACACUUUCCUCAGAGAGGUGAAGGAGGGGAUGAGAGACGCGUCUCGACAAAUUAAAGACAAGAAGUGAACGGUGUGGAUUUAAAACUCGGGACAAUCUGUGCGAACUGACUGAACACGGUGUCGGGCUUCCGGUGUUGUACAUAAUUAUAAAAGUCUGAUUGUGUGUUUAUUUAAUAAUAACAACAUAUUUACACCUCAAUA
This is a messenger RNA of Pangasianodon hypophthalmus (striped catfish), 545 nucleotides long. RefSeq names its product NCBP2 antisense 2 (head to head) (gene ncbp2as2). Bases 151 to 411 code for a protein of 86 amino acids. NCBI's taxonomy places the organism in Eukaryota, Metazoa, Chordata, Actinopteri, Siluriformes, Pangasiidae. The transcript has 2 exons. The record is from RefSeq and is a predicted model, not a curated record.